AUGGAUACUGUCAUUGGGCUGAAAACAACAUUAAAGCGCCCAACGUGUGAAAAAAAUGCACGGGCGCUUGGUAAAGACGGGGUGGCAAAGGACCUAGCAAGCAAGUCACUGAGUCUGCGGUCCCUUGCUUGGCGUGAAAACGAAUAUGAGAUGCGAGCUGCGCGCGCUCGCCGCUGUGGUCGUUGCCGGCAUCAAAAAGGCAUGGUCCGAUUUGAAUCUCUAGACGGUGCCGGGGUCGACGGUAAGAUCAAGCUGGGGAACAUACCUUGGACGUUCAACAAAGACAAGUUAUUUCAUGUGACUAUCGAAGAUGGAAAGGCGGACAAGAUUUUUUCGAAGGUGAUAAACGAGAUGUUUUUCAUUGCUUGGUCCUUGUAUUUGUCAAAAGGCCGCGGCAAUUUUCCACUGACUAAGCUGCACGACCUUUUCUCAUCUUCCCAUGAACUUCAAAACCUUCCGACAGACGGCGUAACGCAGGCUUCAAGGCAGGGCAGAUCACUACCUCUAUGUCGAUAUCUUCAAGCUACCUUUUUACCUCUCCGUCUCAUCGUGCGCUAUAUCAAGCAAUACUCCAACGAAGCAGUAACGCAGACGCAUGGUUAUCGUGCUCCAGUUCAGAUUCACGAACAGGCUUGGGCUGUGAUUCAACAAGGUCCGGCAGAAAGAGAUCUGGAUACAAUUACGAAGGGUCAAAGGGCCUGA
Lentinula edodes (shiitake mushroom) is the source of this 702-nucleotide messenger RNA. RefSeq lists its product as uncharacterized. The transcript has 6 exons. NCBI's taxonomy places the organism in Eukaryota, Fungi, Basidiomycota, Agaricomycetes, Agaricales, Omphalotaceae. The record is from RefSeq and is a predicted model, not a curated record. The coding region runs from base 1 to 702 and encodes 233 amino acids.